This is a messenger RNA of Loxodonta africana (African savanna elephant), 4026 nucleotides long. It is a transcript of the gene DUSP13A, whose product is annotated as dual specificity phosphatase 13A. Gene Ontology annotation, molecular function: MAP kinase phosphatase activity; protein tyrosine/serine/threonine phosphatase activity. Lineage: Eukaryota; Metazoa; Chordata; Mammalia; Proboscidea; Elephantidae. The record is from RefSeq and is a predicted model, not a curated record. Bases 1884 to 2450 code for a protein of 188 amino acids. Gene Ontology annotation, cellular component: cytoplasm. The transcript is spliced from 3 exons. Gene Ontology annotation, biological process: negative regulation of MAPK cascade; protein dephosphorylation.
GCGGGGCCCUACCGGCGGGAGGUGGGGUCCUACCGGCAGAGGGGCGGAGCCAAGGCCGGAAGAGACGCGGGGCUCAAGAUGGGCGGAGAAGGGAGCGGCGAAGGGAAAACGCAGCAGGGAAACCUGAGAGCGCAUGCGUCAGGCCCGAGGCCCCCAAGUGGGAGGAGUUAGUGACUGAGCUAGGGCAGCGCCCAUGGGGUUGUUACCGUUUAUUGCCUCUUUAGUCUGACAGCCGUAAUACCCAAGGCUGUAUGAGAUCUCAUUUAAUCUUUGUGGCAACUCUAAAACUAGUUGCUGUUUGGUUGAUUCUAACUCAUGAUGACCCUAUGAGUGUCAGUAGAACUGUGCUCUAUAGAGUUUUCAAUGGUUGAUUUUUCAGAAGUACAACUCCAGGCCUUUCUUCCAAGGCGUCUCUGGGUAGACUCAAACCUCCAACAGUUCGGUUAGCAGCUUAGCAUGUUAACUGCACCACCCAGGAACUCCUGUGACAACUCUACGAGGCAGAUAUUACGACAUGGAAGAGGCAAGAGACUUGCCUGAGGUGCCGCAGUUAAUAUGUGCCAAAGCCAGUAUUUGAACCCAAAUUUGUCUAACUUUAGAACCUAUGAUCGUCUUACCCUACUAUACUAUCCUGAGGGAAGGACCCCUUCCCAACACAGACCUCGAGGUGGCACAAACCAAGUCCAAAGCCAGCUUUUUCCUGGGCUCUAUCCCCUCCUCAGCCCUGCCUCCUCACACACUGCAGGGUAACCUGGGUGGGGGUCUGGUGGGGUUGGUAUGUUCUGUUGUGGACAUUAGUGCAGGCUGCUUCCAUGGUGCACUCUGGUGUGGCCUUUCCCCCCAAGCUGAACUUAGGGGCACAUGGGAGCUCUUCCCAUUGCAGCUCAUACCCCUCCCAGCCCUGUCAACACCUUCAUAAAGUCACCUGGGAGAGGGCAAGACAUUUCAUCUCUUCUGCUGAAAACCAGCCCUGGCAGAAGGACAGAGAGACCUGUCUCAGUUUCUAUUCUGGGGCCAAAAGCCCUUAUAGGCAGAGAAGUCUCCCUUCCAACCCUCUAAAUGUUUCUGAUGACAGUUAAGCUCUUUGGCUCUUCAGAAAGUCUAGGACUAUGUUUACCUCCCUCUCCCCGUUUGACAUACGAGGCCCUUUUCAGCCUUCUCUUUUGAGAAAUAAGGCAUCUUCACUACAAGGCCAUUGUUCAAACCUUUCCCCAGAAACCCCGUGAGAUCCGCUGUGCCUCCUCUCCUUUCGUUCUGUUGCACGUAGGGUCGCUAUGAGCUGAAACCGACUUGACAGCACCUAAAAACAACAACAUGCCUCCUGUCCACAUUUCUAGACUCUAUAACUCAGGAAAAUGGCCCUGAGCCCCAUAACCCAGACAUAAGACUCCCACCCAGUUUGUGGCCCACCUAGACGUGCAGAGAUUUUUUUACGAUUCAGCCAUGGAGCCAGCCACGUCUUUUUUCUCCACCCUGGAUCUCUGCUUUAACUCAGGCCUCAGAGUCAGGCAGCCUUAUGGAGGGCUCUAAAUUUAUUAAUUCAACAAGUGUUUCGUAAGCACUUACUAUGUGAUUGACACAGCAUAUCCUUUGUUUCAUUUCAUUCUCACAGCAGUCCUCAGAGAUGGGUGUAAUGAUCCUUACUUUACAGACGAAAAACUGAGGUUGAGGAAGUUGGAGUGACUUACAGAGGUCGCUCUGAUUUCCCCUUCUCACGAUGCCUGGGGCAGUGACUUGAGUAAAGGUUCUGUCCUCUCUGGAGGCCCCGGUGGCUUGCUGAGUCACUGUCCUGUCCCACCUGUUCCUGCCAAUCUCGGAGAAGAAAUGACACUGGAGAGGCAGAGAGGAGUGACGGCAGAGGCAGAGGGGCGGUGGGCUGGCCCAUGGCUGAGGCCUCGCUCCCAGGGUUGGGGGGAGACACCAAAGCCGCACCUUGCUCCAGUGUCCUGGAGCUGGAGGAGCUCUUGAGGGAGGGAAAGGUCUCUUGCAGCCGAGUGGACGAAGUCUGGCCCAACCUUUUCAUAGGAGAUGCGGCCACGGCAAAUAACCGCUUUGAGCUGUGGAAGCUGGGCAUCACCCAUGUGCUGAACGCGGCCCACGGGGGCCUCUACUGCCAGGGCGGCCCUGACUUCUAUGGCAGCAAUGUGAGCUACCUGGGGGUGCCAGCCCACGACCUCCCUGACUUCAACAUCAGUGCCUACUUCUCCUCCGCAGCUGACUUCAUCCAUUGCGCCCUCAGCACACCUGGGGCCAAGGUCCUGGUGCACUGUGUGGUGGGUGUGAGCCGCUCUGCCACGCUGGUCCUCGCCUACCUCAUGCUGCGCCAGAAGUUGUCCUUGCGCCAGGCGGUGAUCACUGUGCGGCAGCACCGAUGGGUCUUCCCCAACCGAGGCUUCCUCCACCAGCUGUGCCAGCUGGAUCAGCAGUUGUGGGGUGCAGGCCGGAACUGAGGGGCCAGGUGAGGGCUGGGCAGGAGGUUGGGGGGUAAGGGGGCAAGGCUGGGUGCCAUUAAAGUGAGAAGUCAGGUGAGGGGCUGGGCAGGGGGCAAGGCUACAGUUAGAAGUAAGGGGUCAAGUAAAGGCUGGUGACAUAGGAUGGGACCAGUUCAGUGGUUGGUUGGCAGGAGGGAUGUAUGUGGCUGGAAAUGAAGGCUGAAAGAGACCAGGCCCACUCCCCAAGAUACUGGGAACCCCUCGUUGACCCAAGGUCUCACCAGGACCUGGCUUAGGCAAUACUCCUGUAGGCCUUCCUCUCCUGCAGCUUAUCCAGGUUCUCAGACCCCAGAAAGAGUGGAAAGGCUAAGAAGGAAGGGGGUGGAAAGUAUAAAAUGGAAGAGCUUGUGAGGCUGGCUUGUCCUGCCUCCUCAGCAGAAAGGCUGUGGGAGCUCACCUGAACCUCGCCAUGGUCAGACCUGGCACCUGUGGCUGUCUGGACCUUCCUGCACCUCUGCCAAGCCUAUAACCUCUGCAUCUCCCUCCCCUCAGUUCUAGACCCAGCUACAGCCUCAGGAAGAAAAUUUGGCUGCAGCUAUAGUUCUACACUUAGCGAAUUCUCGUCCCAGCCCUGUUCCACCAUUCUCACAACGGGAAAGGAGGACAGGUUCCCGAAUGUGCUCCUGCCACCAGCCAUGAUGUCUAAAGCCCUGCUCGAUGCCAGAGUUCUCCUGUAUCUCUCCUGCACUUGCACCACCCAGUUCUCCACCAUGUUUUCAGCACCCAGACCCUACCCACCUCCCAAUUACUCUUCUGAUCUCAGAGAUCUACACAGGACCCUGUCUACCCUUGCUCCCUCUCUGGUUCUGGGCACCUCUUUAGAACAUAAAGGUCUUCCUGAAGCCUACCCAGACUCCUUUCUGCUCCAUUCACCCCCUGCUUUCUAGUUCUGUAUUCAGGGCAGCUGGAGAAAUAGCCCAUGGUCCUUAGGUUGCACAAAGGGAGCAGAUCACCAGUACCUCAUCUUCCCAACCCAACCCCUCCAGCCGUGGGCUUCAGUGUCCCAAGUAGAAGAUGGUGGGUUUCUCAGACUUGUGAUUGUUGCUAGUUUCCGUCAAGUAGGCCCCCAACUCAUGGCGACCCCACGUACAAUGGGAUCAGACCGUUGUGAUCCAUAGGUCUUCAUUGGCUGUGUUUUUUUUUUUUUAGUGUUCUGAUCAUGCUGUUUUUUUUUUUUUAAUUUUUAUUGUGCUUUAAGUGGAAGUUUACAAAUCAAGUCAGUCUCUCAUACAAAAAUUUAUAUACACCUUGCUACAUACUCCUAGUUGUUCUCCCCUAAUGAGACGGCACAUUCCUCUCCACCUUCUAUUUUUGUGUCCAUUCGGCCAGCUUCUGACCCCCUCUGCCAUCUCAUCUUCCCUCUAGACAGGAGCUGCCCACAUAGUCUCAUGUGUCUACUUGAUCCAAGAAGCUCACUCCUCACCAGUAUCAUUUUCUAUACUAUAGUCCAGUCCAAUCCCUAUCUGAAGAAUUGGCUUUGGGAGUGGUUCCUGUCUUGGGCUAACAGAAGGUCUGGGGACCAUGACCUCCAGAG